CCCACAUGGCCAUCCUCCAUUCUUCAACAAGAGACUUGGCCAUUCACUUACCAUCUACCGAAAUGUCAUCUACCGCCUCCGCCUCCGCCUCCGCCACCGACAGACUCACUUGUUGGUGUCACCAAUGUGAUAUGAGCGUCACCCUCCUUUUCUCCUCCACCUCCUCUUCUUCUCCUACUAUCUCAUUCCCCUGCCCCCACUGCCACUCCCUCUCUCUCGAACACAUGGAUUCCCCUCCAAAUCUUAUCUCUAAUUCCCAUUUCGACUUCCUUUUCGCCGAUUACGAUUUCGAUUGUGAUGAUAGUAGCACUAGUGAUACUGCAUCCAAUUCAGUGACCGAUGCUUGGCACUCAUCAAUUACAAGUGUGGUAAUAUCAGAUUGUUUGUCACAAGAGUUGUGUGUUAUUUGUAAAGAUGAGUUUUUUGUUGAUUCAGAAGCCAAACAACUCCCUUGCAAACACCUUUACCAUUCUCAUUGCAUCCUCCCUUGGCUUUCCCACCAUUCCUCCUGCCCUCUUUGCAGAUUCCAAUUAAUUCCAGGCGAUACAUAAAUCAAGUUUGAAUCUGCAUCGUAUCAUCAUUCUGCUACUACAAAUAAAUUAAACAAGCUGUGAUUGUGUUGUGAGUUGUUCUCUUCUCCACGAUUAACAAGCUGGGAUUUUGUAAGCUCAAAUAAGAAAGUUUGUUCAACUCUAAAAUGUUGCUAUUUCAUUGUAUCUGUUUCCUCCAGUAUUUCAGAUUUACAACUGCUAACUCAUGCCCAUCUAAUUUUCAGAAACCAAGUCCCUGUUCCAUCUCGAAACCAACAGUUUUUUUGGCCCGAAAUGGUGUUUGUCAUUUGCAUAUAAUAAAAGCAGGAUGAUAGAUACGUGCUUGCUUUGUGAUAAAAACCCAUGUUUAAAAUUAAAUUAAAUCAAGUAGCACAAACAGACACAGACAGGUGAUGUGGCGCCACAUCCUCCAAUUAGAUAAGAAUAUGAAACACCAAAUUGUUUUGUUCAAGUAAUCUUUAAAGGAAACUUUUUCUGCACGAAUUAAACAAAAACAAUUGUUCUUCAGAUAUAGAGCCAGAGCAGUAAGCAUUCAAUUUUAACCAACUUUCAGCAAACAACUCAAGUCAAAGUUGACCCAGUCCUCCAUAUGGAAACUUCUGUGAAGUCAUUAUCUAAUUUAUAUACACGUAAACAUAACGUGAAUAUCGUGGGAAUUUCUGUCUGUGUUCCAAGUUUGAAUCUGG
Molecule: messenger RNA, 1237 nt
Organism: Pistacia vera
Lineage: Eukaryota; Viridiplantae; Streptophyta; Magnoliopsida; Sapindales; Anacardiaceae
Product: RING-H2 finger protein ATL17-like
Exons: 2
Coding region: 6-551 (181 amino acids)
Biological process (GO): protein ubiquitination
Cellular component (GO): cytoplasm
Molecular function (GO): ubiquitin protein ligase activity
Source: RefSeq, a predicted model, not a curated record